Messenger RNA from Zingiber officinale, 765 nucleotides. Its product is annotated as expansin-A3-like. Gene Ontology annotation, biological process: plant-type cell wall organization. NCBI's taxonomy places the organism in Eukaryota, Viridiplantae, Streptophyta, Magnoliopsida, Zingiberales, Zingiberaceae. Bases 1 to 765 code for a protein of 254 amino acids. Gene Ontology annotation, cellular component: extracellular region. The record is from RefSeq and is a predicted model, not a curated record. The transcript is spliced from 2 exons.
AUGGAUAUAGUGAAUCUAGUGACGUUUCUUAUAUUGUUAACUGCAUCGGCGACAAUGAUGGUAGGAGCUCAAAGCCAAUGGGCCUAUGAUGCCCAUGCUACCUUCUAUGGAGAUAUGUCGGGUGGCGAAACUAUGAAGGGUGCGUGCGGGUACGGAGACCUAAACCAGCAGGGGUACGGUCUGAAGACGGCGGCGCUGAGCACGGCGCUGUUCAGCGACGGCGCGGCCUGCGGCGCGUGCUACGAGAUCGAGUGCGUGGACUCGCCGAAGUGGUGCGCCCCGGGGCGCAGGGUCUCCAUCACCGCCACCAACUUCUGCCCGCCCAACCCCGCUCUGCCCAACGACAACGGCGGGUGGUGCAACCCCCCGCGCAAGCACUUCGACCUCUCCAUGCCCAUGUUCGUGGAGAUCACCAAGGACUACCACGCCGGCAUCGUCCCAGUACGCUACCGCCGUGUCCCCUGCUUCAAGAUCGGCGGCAUCCGGUUCGAGCUGGGUGGGAACCCUAACUUCCUGAUGGUGCUCGUGUUCAACGUCGGCGGCGCCGGCGACGUGAGUUCUCUAGAGGUGAAGGGGUCGCGGACGGGGUGGAUGGGGAUGGUGAGGAACUGGGGCCAGAAAUGGGAUCUGCCCGGCCAGCCGCAGCUCGUUGGCCAGGCCCUCUCAUUCCGCGUCACUCUCAGCGACCGGAGGUCGGUGGUUUCCGACGACGUCGCGCCGGCGCAGUGGCAGUUCGGACAGACCGUCGAGGGCAAGCAGUUCUGA